Messenger RNA from Colletes gigas, 2058 nucleotides. It is a transcript of the gene Ctps, whose product is annotated as CTP synthase. Gene Ontology annotation, molecular function: identical protein binding; CTP synthase activity. NCBI's taxonomy places the organism in Eukaryota, Metazoa, Arthropoda, Insecta, Hymenoptera, Colletidae. The transcript has 11 exons. Gene Ontology annotation, cellular component: cytoophidium; cytoplasm. The coding region runs from base 56 to 1933 and encodes 625 amino acids. Gene Ontology annotation, biological process: pyrimidine nucleobase biosynthetic process; CTP biosynthetic process. The record is from RefSeq and is a predicted model, not a curated record.
UUUCAUUGGUGUUGAACAACAUUCAGUAAAAUUAAGAAAUUGUGUGCAAUAGCACAUGUUUGAAAGACUGGUGCCGAUUGUUGAGCACGUUGCGCGUAGUACGACUCGUUCGCAAAAUAUGAAAUAUAUAUUAGUGACUGGUGGUGUGAUAAGUGGAGUCGGCAAAGGUGUUAUUGCAAGUUCCUUUGGGACUAUACUUAAACAUUGCGGCAUUCAUGUGACAUCUAUCAAAAUCGAUCCGUACAUAAAUAUAGAUGCCGGUACAUUUUCCCCGUACGAGCAUGGGGAAGUAUAUGUUUUGGAUGAUGGAGGUGAAGUAGAUUUGGAUCUGGGAAAUUAUGAACGAUUUUUGGACAUCAUUUUACACAAAGAUAACAAUAUAACAACAGGGAAAAUUUAUCAACAUGUUAUCUCAAAGGAAAGACGUGGUGAUUAUUUGGGAAAAACUGUUCAAGUGAUACCACAUAUAACAGAUGCUAUCCAAGAAUGGGUUGAAAAAGUGGCACACCAAUCAGUAACACAGGAUGGUGAUAAACCAGAUAUUUGUAUUGUAGAGCUGGGUGGUACAAUAGGAGAUAUAGAAGGAAUGCCAUUUGUAGAAGCAUUCAGGCAGUUUCAGUUCAGAGCCAAAAGGGAAAAUUUUUGCUGUGCUCAUGUAUCUCUGGUGCCACAACCACGGACCACUGGCGAGCCGAAAACAAAGCCAACGCAGUCCAGCGUGAGAGAACUGCGUGGAUUGGGCUUGUCUCCUGAUCUAAUAGUCUGUAGAUCCGAGAAACCGAUAGGUGACUCCGUGAAAGAAAAAAUUUCAAACUUUUGUCACGUUGCUCCACAACAGGUCAUAACCAUACAUGACCUGACAUCUAUAUACCGGGUACCACUAUUGAUGGAAUCCCAAGGUGUUAUUGAAUUUUUAAACGACAGACUGCAAUUAAACAUCGGAAUGCCACGUCCGCGAUAUUUCAUGCGAAAGUGGAGAGACUUGGCUGAUCGUAUCGAUCACUUGCGAAAGGAAGUGAAUAUUGCAUUAGUGGGAAAAUACACAAAACUGGAAGACUCCUACGCUUCUAUCACAAAAGCGUUACAGCACGCGUGCAUAGAAGUCGGCUACAAACUUAACUUAACAUAUAUAGAAGCUGAUAAUUUAGAACAAGCUAUGAAAGCAUCCAACCCUGUUUUGUACCACGAAGCAUGGCAGUUACUUUGUAAAAGCAACGGUGUCAUAGUACCAGGAGGUUUCGGUAAAAGGGGAAUGUUAGGAAAAAUGGAAGCAUGCAAAUGGUGUAGAACAAACGACAAACCGUUCCUUGGUAUUUGUUUGGGUUUACAAGUAGCGGUCAUUGAAUUCGCCAGAAACGUUUUAGGCUUGGAAACUGCUAACAGCACAGAAAUCGAUCCGCAUACCGAGCAUCCACUAGUUAUAGAUAUGCCAGAACAUAAUUCUGGCCAAAUGGGCGGAACUAUGAGACUUGGUAAAAGGUGUACACGAUUCAUAAAGGAUAGUUCUGUUAUAAAACAAUUAUAUGGUAACAAGGAGUGGAUAAAAGAAAGGCAUAGGCAUAGGUACGAAAUUAAUCCAAAAUAUAUUACUGAGUUGGAAGAAGCUGGAUUGCAUUUUGUUGGUCACGAUGAGGAAAACCUGCGUAUGGAAAUUGCAGAGUUAGAGGGGCAUAGUUAUUAUGUUGCUACACAAUUUCAUCCAGAAUAUUUGUCGAGACCUUUGAAACCUUCGCCUCCAUUCUUGGGAUUGAUUUUGGCUAGUGUCGAUAAAUUAAAAUUCUACUUGUCUAGAGGUUGCAGACUUUCGCCUCAUCAGAUUAGCGAUAACGAGUCUGAAGACGACUAUCCAGAGGAAUUAGAAGUACAAGCCAAUAAGCUGUCAAUGAGCGAUGCAAGUAGGAGUGGUAGCACGACAUCCGGUACCAACGAUUAAAUCUGAAUUCGUGUUGCCAUAAAAAUAUUUUUAAUGACAAAAUAUAAUUUCGUAUGUACAUACGUUAGAACGACGAAAACUUCCUAUAGAAGCAGACGUAGGAUAUACAGUUAAACUUAUAUGUG